Molecule: messenger RNA, 1542 nt
Organism: Diceros bicornis minor
Lineage: Eukaryota; Metazoa; Chordata; Mammalia; Perissodactyla; Rhinocerotidae
Gene: NPY1R
Product: neuropeptide Y receptor Y1
Exons: 2
Coding region: 146-1297 (383 amino acids)
Biological process (GO): G protein-coupled receptor signaling pathway
Cellular component (GO): neuron projection; plasma membrane
Molecular function (GO): neuropeptide Y receptor activity; neuropeptide binding
Source: RefSeq, a predicted model, not a curated record
CAAUUCAAGGGAAUGAAGAAUUCAGAAUAACUUUGCUACAUGGAUUCCAAUAUGGGGAAUAAGAAUAAGCUGAAUAUUUGACCUGCUUUGAAGAAACAUACUGUCCAUUUGUCUAAAGUAAUCUAUAACAACCAAACCAAUCAAAAUGAAUGCAACAUUAUUUUCCCAGGUUGAAAAUCAUUCAAUAUACUAUAAUUUUUCAGAGAAGAAUUCCCAGUUUUUGGCUUUUGAAAAUGAUGAUUGUCAUCUGCCCUUGGCCAUGAUAUUUACAUUAGCUCUUGCUUAUGGAGCUGUGAUAAUCCUUGGGGUCUCUGGAAACCUGGCUUUGAUCAUAAUCAUCUUGAAACAAAAGGAGAUGAGAAAUGUUACCAACAUCCUGAUUGUGAACCUUUCCUUCUCAGACCUGCUUGUUGCCAUCAUGUGUCUCCCCUUCACAUUCGUCUACACAUUAAUGGACCACUGGGUUUUUGGUGAGACAAUGUGCAAGUUGAAUCCUUUUGUGCAAUGUGUUUCAAUCACUGUAUCCAUUUUCUCUCUGGUCCUUAUUGCUGUGGAACGGCAUCAGCUGAUAAUCAACCCACGAGGGUGGAGGCCAAAUAAUAGACAUGCUUACAUAGGUAUUGUUGUCAUUUGGGUCCUUGCUGUGGCUUCUUCUUUACCGUUCCUGAUCUAUCAAGUACUGACUGAUGAGCCAUUCCAAAAUCUAACGCUUGAUGCAUACAAGGACAAAUACGUGUGCUUUGAUAAAUUUCCAUCGGACUCUCAUAGAUUGUCUUACACCACUCUCCUCUUGGUGCUGCAGUAUUUUGGCCCACUCUGUUUUAUAUUUAUUUGCUACUUCAAGAUAUAUAUACGCUUAAAAAGAAGAAACAACAUGAUGGACAAGAUGAGAGACAGUAAGUACAGGUCCAGUGAAACCAAAAGAAUCAACAUCAUGCUGCUCUCCAUUGUGGUAGCAUUUGCAGUCUGCUGGCUGCCUCUCACCAUCUUCAACACUGUGUUUGAUUGGAAUCAUCAGAUCAUUGCUACCUGCAACCAUAAUCUGUUAUUCCUGCUCUGCCAUCUCACAGCAAUGAUAUCCACCUGUGUCAACCCUAUAUUUUAUGGAUUCCUGAACAAAAAUUUUCAGAGAGACUUACAAUUCUUCUUUAACUUUUGUGAUUUCCGGUCUCGGGAUGAUGACUAUGAGACAAUAGCCAUGUCUACCAUGCACACAGAUGUUUCUAAGACUUCUUUAAAGCAAGCAAGCCCAGUCGCAUUUGAAAAAAUCAACAACGAUGAUAAUGAAAAAAUCUGAAUCUGCAGUAGCAUAUGGUCACUGAUGACAUCUGUUUAGAAACAAGCACAACCUGCAACAUGCUUUCAUGACCUGUUCUCCCAAGGAAUGGGGUUGAAAUCAUUGAAGAGGGACCAAGAUUUUCUUGUCUUGCUUUUUAUUGCUUUUGUUAUAGCUGUCACGAUUACAUUUGGAACAAAAUGUAUGGGCUUUGAAAUCUUCUGGUAAUAGUUUUGGCCAGACAGCCUCGAAGUGCUCUUUGUAAA